UUAAAAGUAAACCUCCAUCGCAUCGAUUUGGUUGAGACAUGCAAUUAAAUUGCUCACUUUUUAAACUGAGAUUAAAUGCGACUGUGGAAUCUUUAUUCCGAUUUUAAUUUAUUUUAACUUUAAACAUUAUUCAAAUAUUAUUUUUUAACCUAAUCGGCAAUUAAAAUUAAAAAAAAAUUAAAUUGAAAUUAAUCUCUAAAACUAACUGGUCUCUACUAAAAAUUAAAAAAGAUAAACUAAAUUACUAGACUGACUCUAAACUAAAGCAUAGCUAACUAACUGCUGCCAUGUUCAAAGUAAAUAACAGCAGCAACCACAAUGGUGGUGGAGCUUUGGUGGUAAGCAGCUUGAAGCAGAAGAUGCAGACACUGAGAGAAGAGCUGGAGAGGUACAAGGAUCUGUACGACGACAAAUGCAGAGAAGUCAAUAGGGAAAGAAGUUUAAGGAAUGACGCGGAAAGUCAAGUGAUGGCACUGACAAGACGCGUUGAACUCUUGGAAGACGAGAGAGAUGAGAUGGACAGGCGCUACAGUUCGGUGCUCAACAAACUAAACGACGCCUCGAAGGUCGUCGACGAGUUCGAAAGGUUGAAGAUAUCAAACGAAUGCUUCAAAAAUUUGGAUGAUGAAAAAAUUUCCUCACUAGAGGAUCAAAUUAGAACUCUUCGACUUGCUGCAGACACUGCUGAAAAAAAAUAUGACGAGGCUGUAAGGCACCUUCACAUGCUGGAGUUGGAACUUGGCAAGUCCGAAGAGAGAUGCGAAUUGGCUGAGAGCAAGGCCAGGCAGCUGGACAACAAUCUGCACAUAUUAACAUCGAACCUAAGAUCACUCGAGAUUAGUGAACAGACUUGGCGGAUCUGGGGCGAGGGUCUUGCGUUGUGGUGGGUAGUAUUUUUCAGAAAACUAGCAAGCAAGGAGGACAGUUACACGUCAACGAUUGCAGACCUGAGGAGGAGUCUGAAGGAGUCAGAAAUGUGCAUUGAUGUUUUGAAGCGGGAACUGAAAUCAAAGCAACAAGAAUUGGAUAAGUCGGAAGGUAAGUUGGUGAAGGAAUGA
Messenger RNA from Helobdella robusta, 1058 nucleotides. RefSeq lists its product as hypothetical. Bases 288 to 1058 code for a protein of 256 amino acids. Gene Ontology annotation, biological process: muscle contraction; actin filament organization. The transcript is spliced from 7 exons. Lineage: Eukaryota; Metazoa; Annelida; Clitellata; Rhynchobdellida; Glossiphoniidae. The record is from RefSeq and is a predicted model, not a curated record. Gene Ontology annotation, cellular component: actin filament. Gene Ontology annotation, molecular function: actin filament binding.